Molecule: messenger RNA, 302 nt
Organism: Salvia splendens (bonfire salvia)
Lineage: Eukaryota; Viridiplantae; Streptophyta; Magnoliopsida; Lamiales; Lamiaceae
Exons: 1
Molecular function (GO): zinc ion binding
Source: RefSeq, a predicted model, not a curated record
AUGGAUGAGCAACUGCACGAGAUCAAUCAGAGAGCCGGGGGCGAUGAUAUAUCAAAUUCAAGCAAUAAGGAGAGUAGGAUUUCCGGUGAAAUUGCCGCAAAGUCGAAAAUGGGUGUAAUCGACGUGACAUGCGAUGAGUUUUUGGUGGAAAAUCAGAGAGUGUGUAGGAUAUGCCAUUUGAAUGGCAAGGAGAGUGGGGAGAAUUCGGUGGAGUUGAUCGAGCUUGGCUGUGGAUGCAAAGGGGAGCUCGGAGUUGCUCAUUUAUGCUGCGCUGAGGCGUGGUUUAGAGUGAGAGGAUAUAG